AGAUAAUGGGCCAGACGAGAGCCGCGCCCGGCAGCAGGAAGGCGAUCACACGACGUUAUGCGCGCGAUGAAGUCGCGGACGUGGGUGCUCGUCGUCGCGGCUUGCUGUCUGUCGACGGCGUGGUCGCCGCUGGUCUCCGGCCAGGAGGAGGCCUUGCCCGUGGAGGCGCUGCGUCCGGCGACCACCGAGCCCCCGCCGUGGGCCCCCGAGUCCCCGGGCUCCUCGAAGGGCAACUCCUCGAAGGACGAGGCCUGUCCGCGCGGCGGGGAAGACGUGGAGGUGUUCGUCCCGGCGGAGGAAGAAGCAGCGGCGAAGGUCGCCCCCAGGAGCGCGCGGGCGGGGCAGCUGAGGGACGGGGAGGAAGAACCAGGAGACCAGGACGUCGAGGUGUUCCCCGUCGAAGGGUCCUCGUCGGCUCCGGGACAGCCGCCGCCGCAGGGGACCGACGUAGACGUCGACGCCCCAUCAGCGGCCGCCGGGCCCAAGGUGGACCUCAAGUCGCAGAACCUCGAGGACAUCGACUACACCAACUACGACUGCCUGGCGACGAGGUACGCCCCUUCCACGCAGCGGCUGCGACAGGGCGACCGCGCCUACGUCAUCUCGGACACGCGCCUGCGCUCCAUCCGCAGCGAGUUCCUGUACUGCUUCUUCGACCAGGGCGGCGACGACGGCAACGGCGACUACCAGACCGACAUCCACUCGUCCAUGCCGCAGGUGCACAAGAACUUCAACUUCCAGCUGCCUUUCUUCGGCUUCCGCUUCAACUACACGCGGGUGUCGAUGAACGGCUUCCUGGAGUUCAGCGACCCCCCCGAGCACUACACGUACCCCCUGAGCUUCCCGGUGAAGGACUGGCCCAAGAAGAACGACCCCUCCUUCAUCGGCAUCUUCUUCAGCAAGACGCGCAUCGGCCGGCUGCGGCCGACGGACGUGGACCAGCGCCGGCCCGGCGUGUACUACCGCGUGGAGCGCGACUUGCAGACGCGCACCGACCAGUUCGGCGUGGAGAUGCGCGAGCGCGUCAUGUGGGACGUGCGCGAGGCGGUGGUGGGCGCAGACACCUUCGUGCCCAAGCACGCCGCCGUCGUCACCUGGAAGAACAUGUCCUUCGCCGGCGGCAUCGACAACUCGCUGUCCACGACCAACACGUUCCAACUGGUGCUGGCGACGGACGAGGUGUACACGUACGCCAUCUUCAACUACGUGGAGAUGCAGUGGCUGUCGCACACGGAGGCGGGAGGGGACACCACGACCGGGGCCGGGGGAGUGCCCGCCUACGUGGGCUUCAACGCGGGCAACGGCACGCGCGCCUACGAGUACAAGCCCUACUCGCAGGACUCCGUCAUCAGGGACCUGGUGGGCCGCGGCUGGGCGAACGGCUUCCCAGGCCGCCACGUGUUCCGCAUCGACGAGCGCAUCAUGCUCGGCACCUGCAACAAGGACCUGGCCGGCUCAAACUUGCCUCUGGUGUUCGCGCCAGAGAGCGGGAACAUGCUUGGCGGGACGAUAGUCAACAUCACGGGUCCUUGCUUCGAGAAGGGCAUGAGGAUUACCUGCAGGUUCGACACGGUUGACGUCAUAGGCACGGUGGUCGACACGAACAGAGCCAUCUGCGUCCAGCCCUUCGUGAUGGCCGAGGGCUACAUCCGGUUCGAGAUCUCGUACGGCGAGAACAUGUACAACUGGAAGGGCAAGUACUUCAUCGAGACGCCGGCCACGGCGAUCGAGCGGAUCCACUUCGAGACGCGCGACGUGCACGAGCGCUACCCGGCCGAGAUCAAGAUCACGUGGAGCGCGCAGAACCUCACCACCAACCUGAACGCGCCCAUCCAGAUCUCGCUGUGGGGGUACCGCGAGACCACGAUCCGCCCGGAGCGCCUCUACAUCGACAUGCUGGAGACGAGCGCAUCAAACACUGGAACGUACGUGAUCUCGCCCGCGAACUACAGAUCGAGGAACAACCUCGCAACCAGAGAUCUCCAAUUUGGUUUCAUCAUGAUCAAUUUGACCAACCCCAUCAACUACGAAGGACUCACCAUUUCUCCGGAGCUGUGGAGCCGGCCCAUCCCGCUGUCGUGGUACUUCAGCCCGCAGUGGGAGCGCAUGUACGGCACCGCGUGGUCGCAGCGGCUGUGCAACAACUGGCUCACCAACGACCGCUACCUGAAGAACUUCGCGGCCGAGGUGCCGCAGUGCCCCUGCACCCUGGAGCACGCGCUCUACGACAAGGGCCGCUUCAUGCCGGACUUCGACUGCGACAAGGACAUCAACCCGGACUGCUUCUACCACAGCGGCGCCGUGCACUGCGUGCGCACGGGUGCGCCCAGCAUGCAGGGCUCCGGCCAGCAGUGCUGCUACGACAAGAACGGCUACCUCAUGCUGACCUACGACCAGCAGUGGGGGUCUCGACCGCACCGCUCGCACAACCUGGGCUACCUGCCGUGGAACGAGGCCAACAAGGUGCCGACGCUGUCGCACUGGUUCCACGACAUGGUGCCCUACUACCUGUGCUGCUACUGGCAGGAGGAGCAGGCCGUGGGCUGUGAGACGUACCGCUUCGAGCGGCGGCCGACGCAGGACUGCGUGGCCUACCAGUCGCCGGGAGUGGCGACGGUGUUCGGCGACCCGCACGUCAUCACCUUCGACAACCUGGAGUACACGUUCAACGGCAAGGGCGAGUUCGUGCUGGUGCGCGCCGUGCUGCGCGACACUGAGCUCAACGUGCAGGGCCGCUUCGAGCAGCUGCCCAACAACUUCUACGGCGAGGUGAUGGCCACCCAGCUCACGUCCAUCGCAGCGCAAGACAACUCCUCGUCGGUGAUCGAGGUGAGGCUGCGGCCCUCGCACGCGCAGUGGAGGUACCGCAUGGACGUGUUCGCCGACGGCCGCCGGGUGUACUUCGACCGCACGUCUCUGCGCUCCCAGCACUUCUUCGGAGUGACGGUGUACCAGCCCAGCUACGUGCUCAACCAGUCGCAGAUCGUCAUCAUGUUCGAGUCGGGGGCCGGCGUGGAGGUGGUGGAGAACCGAGGCUACAUGACGGCGCGAGUCUACCUCCCGUGGACCUUCAUCAACCAGACGCUGGGACUGUUCGGAAACUGGAGCUUCGACGUGACGGAUGACUUCACCUUGCCCAACGGCCAGAUCUCCGGCGUCAGCACCAACAUCAACAACUUCCAGAGGCUGCACCAGGACUUCGCGCUGAGAUGGAUGCUGGACGACAAGGCGCAGACGGGCAUCGGCGCCUCCCUGUUCUACAGGGAGUACGGCAGGUCGGCGAGCACCUUCAACAACGCCACGUUCACGCCGGAGUUCAGGGCGACCCUGCAGGAGAUCAUCCCCGCCAACAGGUCCGCCGACCGCGAGUACGCCAUCAGACUGUGCGGAGACUCCUACCAGUGCCUCUUCGACUACGCCCUGAGCCUGAAUAGAGACCUGGCCUUCUACUCCAAGAACUACCUGGACGACUACACACACAUCCGGGCCAUCAACGAGAGAACAACGAUCUCGUGCGGCGUGCUGGAGACGCCGCGCUUCGGCCGCAAGAGCAACUUCUUCUUCAUCCCGGGCACGAGGGUGCAGUUCGAGUGCAACCAGGACUUCGUGCUGAUCGGCGACCAGCGCCGGGAGUGCAUGGGCAACGGCCAGUGGGACCUGCCCGAGUACGGCUACACCGAGUGCCUGCGUCAGCAGGAGUACUCCUCGCGCGCCGCCUGGAUCACGUUCGGCGUCAUUCUCGCCGUGUUGGUACCGAUACUGUUUCUGGGGGCGGUGGUGGUCGCCUGCUACCGCAGCGGGCGCGCCACCGGCGACGGCUCCACCUCCUGGGAGUACGACCACCACCCCCUGCAGCAGGGGUUGUCCCGCGCCGCGCCCCUGGGCUCGCGACCCCUCCUCCCCUCCAGGCACGACGACCGCUCUGGCUCGGCGGGCAGUCUGCUAGGGGGGAGGUCCCGGCGCUCCUACGACCAGGUGUACCGCACCCACGAGCCCCUCCCCGGCAGGCCCCUGGUGGACUUCGAGGACAAGGUGUGGGACCUGGAGGAACCCGGGGACUCCCCUGCCGCGUCCGAGGCCCCCUCCUCCAGCGGCAAGCAGACCGCCAUCUGAGCCCCAUCUUGCUGCUGGGUGGUAGCCGCGCCCUCGGCGGCUCAUUGCAGUCGCCAUCUGCUGGUAACCUACAGUCGGUAACUGCUCCCCCGAUGACGUCCUUGACGGAUGAUUCGCCGACGUUUCGGUCGACAUAGCAGUCCGCCAUCAUCAGGGAGCAGUUGCCUACUGGUAACCUACAGUACGUAACUGCUCCCCCGGUGACGUCCUUGACGGAUGAUUCACCGACGUUUCGGUCGACAUAGCAGUCCGCCAUCAUCAGGGAGCAGUUGCCUACCGGUAGGUAACUGCUCCCUGAUGAUUCAGUAGGUAGCUUCUCCCUGAUGAUGGCGACUGCAAUGUCGACCGAAACUUCGGUGAAUUAUCCGCCAAGGACCUACAGUAGGUAACUGCUCCCUUGUGAUGGCGACUGCAUUGUCGACUGAAACGUCGGUGAAUUAUCCGCCAAGGACCUACAGUAGGUAACUGCUCCCUUGUGAUGGCGACUGCAUUGUCGACUGAAACGUCGGUGAAUUAUCCGCCAAGGACCUACAGUAGGUAACUGCUCCCUUGUGAUGGCGACUGCAAUGUCGACCGAAACCGUCGGUGAAUUAUCCGCCAAGGACCUACAGUAGGUAACUGCUCCCUGAUGAUGGCGACUGCAAUGUCGACCGAAACAUCGGUUGAAUUAUCCGUCAAGGACGCGGCUACAACCCAGAAGCCAAAGCUACUUCAGACAAUGGCCGUGAAAGCCUGAGGAACAUUAUCAUCUUGCUUCGUGUUUUUUUUUUUGCACGUGAUUUCAAAUAAAUUCAUGUCAUAACUAGAGACCAGAAAAGUUCGUGGAUUCAUUUUUCAUUCAUGCUGCUUUAAUUUACCUGAAGGAUUCUGAACCAAUAAAAACCCUUCAAAAUAAGUAUCAAAUCACAAGCAUCCCGGCUAAAAGAGUGUCACGAGUCAGUAGCCUAGAGGUAAUUGAAACCACAUAUUUUUCCUGUCUUUAAUCAUAAUCUUAUUUAACGAUUAAUAAAAGGUAUUUUGAUACCACGAGUUCCUAUUAAAUGGUUUUUAUGAACUCAGAGGCAAAUUUUAUAUGUAUUUCGUAGCAAUUACUGAAAGCAUGAAAUCAUGUAGUAUACAAUGGAUUAACAUUCGUAUUAACCAUUCGUUUUCUAACACUUAAUUUUUA
Molecule: messenger RNA, 5281 nt
Organism: Bacillus rossius redtenbacheri
Lineage: Eukaryota; Metazoa; Arthropoda; Insecta; Phasmatodea; Bacillidae
Gene: mesh
Product: protein mesh
Exons: 20
Coding region: 58-4113 (1351 amino acids)
Biological process (GO): cell-matrix adhesion
Source: RefSeq, a predicted model, not a curated record